Fusarium oxysporum Fo47 is the source of this 1225-nucleotide messenger RNA. Its product is annotated as NADP-dependent oxidoreductase domain-containing protein. Bases 168 to 1151 code for a protein of 327 amino acids. Gene Ontology annotation, cellular component: cytoplasm. NCBI's taxonomy places the organism in Eukaryota, Fungi, Ascomycota, Sordariomycetes, Hypocreales, Nectriaceae. The record is from RefSeq and is a predicted model, not a curated record. The transcript has 6 exons.
CCUCAUUAGCCAGACGUGAUAAUUGAUAUAUUGUGAGGACUAUUAAUAGGUAGCCGAAGGUCUAUCAAAAAAGUAUUUACGAAACAUCACUCGAACAACAACUCAACAGUAUCCUGGCAACAAACAACUCAUCUUUCACUUUUCAAACUACUACUAUUCAAUUCACAAUGGUCAAAACUAUUCCCUUCGGCGACAUCACUGUUCCGUCGCCCGGCUUUGGAGCAAUGGGCAUGAGCUUUGGUCUCGGCUCUAACCUGAGCCUUGAGGAAGCCGAACCAGUCCUGCUCAAAGCUAUUGAGCUAGGCUGCACCUUCUGGGAUACAGCUGUAGUAUAUCAGGCUGGCGUUAACGAAAAGCUCCUUGGGGACUUUAUCAGGAAACAUAACGUUCGAGACAAGGUCUUUAUCGCUUCAAAGUGUGGUUUCGAUGUGUUUGGUAAGGGCGGAGUGACCAAUUCUGCCUCCCACAUCAAGGAGUAUAUCGAAGGAACCAUCGAAAGACUUGGCUUUGCCCCUGACCUGUACUACCUGCAUCGAAUUGAUCCUAACACGCCGCUCGAGGAGUCCAUUCCUGCUCUGAAUGAAAUUCGAAAGCAGGGAAAGACAAAGUACAUUGGCCUAUCUGAAUGUUCCGCCAACACCUUGCGCAAGGCCAAUUCCAUUGCAAAGAUCGAUGCUGUCCAAGCCGAAUACUCGGCCUUUGAGACACUGCACGAGACCGAUGGUCUUAUUGAUACGGCGAAAGAGCUCGGCAUCGCCUACGUCGCCUACAGCCCACUUGGCCACGGCUGGCUCGUCGAUGACUUCCCUUACAAGAGUCCGGAUGAUUUCGCACCUGACGACUUUCGACGAACAGUACCCAAGUUUCAAGGCGAAAACUUCUACAAGAACAAGGCUAUAGUAGAGGAGAUCAAGAAACUCGCUGUUCGCAAGGGAUGCACUUUGACACAAAUCGCGCUUGCUUGGGUUGCGUCCCAGGGAAUGAUUGCUAUUCCUGGUACGACCAAGGCGCACCGUUUGGAGGAGAACUGGGCAUCUAGGAAUGUUGACUUGACUGAUAACGAAAAGGCUGAGAUGAGGAGGAUUAUUGAUUCGGCUAAACCACAGGGGAAUAGAUAUAGUGCUACUCAUCAGGCUUUGGUCGGCCACUAGAUUGGUUCAUUAGUACAGUUGAAAUAGCAAAGGGCAACUUAUUGCCGGGACGUUCCUCAGAUAAUGGAUAGACA